AUGGAGAGAGUCAUAAUCGUUGGAGCAGGUCUUUAUGGUCUCAUCGCAGCGAAAACAUAUUUACAAGUGACAGGAGCCUAUGACCACGAGAAUGAAGAGACGGAUGGAUUGAUCGAGCUAGUUGAUGUCCCAGCAUGUUUUACACAGAUAACCAAGCCAACCAAGCCCGGCAAUCACGAGAAUAACCUUCUCGUGAUUGACUCAGCCUCGGAUAUUGGGGGCACUUGGGCCGAAGAACGCCUUUAUCCGAACUUAUUAAGUCAAAACUCUUAUGGGCUCUAUGAAUUCAGUGAUCUCCAUCUAUCGGAUGUUGCUCCAGAGGAUGAGGGGGACGAUACCAGGAAUCAAUUUAUUGCGGGUUGGAAGAUCAGUCGAUAUCUGAGGGCAUGGGUGGUCAAAUGGAAGCUCCGAAAACGCAUACGAUUGAACUGGACGGUUGAGAGUAUCAGUCGCCUUGAAAGCCAAGAGUGGAAACUCAGGAUCAGUGUCACCACGACUCCGAGUCGUCGCAUCACCGUCAUUUGCGAUAAGUUGGUCCUGGCAACUGGACUAACUUCGGUGCCAAAUAUGCCCGACAUACACGGGUCACAAAUGGGUAUUGUGAAUUCGGCCGCGGUAAUUCAUGCCAAGAAUGUUGGAGAAUGGGCUCGACAGCAUCUAGGGUAUCAACCACUGAAAGCGACCGAAACUUCGGAUGCCAAUGCGUCAGAACAUGAGGCUGUUUACUCGCAAAUGCGAUCUGUAGCCAUCUAUGGCGGUGCAAAAUCAUCAUUUGAUUUAGUGCAUUUCUUCGCGACUCUCCAUCGGAAGGACCCAAAGCUGCACCUCAAAUCAGAACAAAAGACUCCGGUGGAAGUGCAUUGGAUUAUUCGCGAUCGAGGGAUAGGACCUGCAUGGAUGUUGCCACCGACGUCCACCCUCCCUAAUGGCGACAAGGUUGCAAGCGACAAAGCGGCAAGCACCCGAUUGCUCACCUAUCUCAGCCCCUGCUGCUAUAUGACCCCCAAACGUCUUUCAUUUAACUCCUCGUGGAGUCUGAAAUGGGAGGGCUCAUGGCUGGUGAGGUUGUUUCACGGUAAUCUCCUUGGUCGAUGGUGGAUUGGGUGGUUCUGGCGGUCUGUUGAUAAGGGCCUGGUUGACUCGGUGCAAUACGGGUCGGACGCGAAGAUGGAAUUGCUUCGCCCAGAAAACAGCGUGGUCUCGUGUGCAUCCGGAAUUGGUAUUGCGAAUCAAGGUGACCUUUGGGAGGCCAUUCGAUUACCUCACGUCAAAGUUUACCGAUCGGGCAUUACCGAUAUCACUCCAUCAUCUAACGAAGAAGUUGACACAUCUCCAGGCACUAGUGCAGUGGUGCGUUUGGCCAACCAAACAUGUAUUGAUCCGGUAGACUUGGUUGUCCACGCCACUGGGUACAAGCCGAUCGUUCCAAUCCAAUUUGAACCUGCAUGUCUCCGUUUAGAACUGGGACUCUCUGCCUUGGUGGAAAAAAAGGGCAAAGAGAUCCCCGAAAAGGCUCAAAUUUCGACCGAAUCGCCAGAGAAAAUCAGUGGCCCGCUGGAACCAAGUAUCAGAGAUCGCAUAGCACACUGGGAGACUCUAGAUCAUCGGUCGGAGAGGGUGGUCCGAGAGACUUUGAAUGCCACCAAUUGCGCUCUUGCGGAUCGCAGUCCCCCUUCAUGGGCUGCAUCUGACACGUUAGUGCCAUAUCGCCUGUUCCGUCGGAUGGUGGCUCCUGAGUUGGUUUCCCAAGGCGACCGCUCUUUCGCUACGCUCGGUGUGAUCCUAUCAUCGACCAUUGCAGUUGUGGCAGAGGUUCAGGCUCUUUGGGUUGCGGCAUUCUUGACAGGAGGGCUGGACACAGAGAGCAUGAAGGCCGCCCCCAAUGAAACGUUGUGCUUGGGAACUCUUUCGCAAAACGUAAUGGAAACCGUGAUCUCCGAGGAUGUAGUGCUCGGUUCGUUGACUGGCAGUGGCCUUGAAGUGGAUGCUAUCCAGUACAACGACAUGCUUAUGCGCGAUUUGGGGCUGAACCCGCACCGGCUGGGUGGGGGAUUUUACCACGAGCUGACGGGAGUAUACGGACCAUCGGCAUACAAGGGAAUUGUCGACGAGUGGAGGCAGCGUCAAAGGGCGUCCGGGGAUCAAAGGUGA
Messenger RNA from Penicillium soppii, 2151 nucleotides. RefSeq lists its product as uncharacterized. The record is from RefSeq and is a predicted model, not a curated record. The transcript has 5 exons. The coding region runs from base 1 to 2151 and encodes 716 amino acids. NCBI's taxonomy places the organism in Eukaryota, Fungi, Ascomycota, Eurotiomycetes, Eurotiales, Aspergillaceae.